Messenger RNA from Penicillium odoratum, 2079 nucleotides. RefSeq lists its product as uncharacterized. The record is from RefSeq and is a predicted model, not a curated record. Gene Ontology annotation, molecular function: protein binding; catalytic activity. Gene Ontology annotation, biological process: nucleoside metabolic process. The coding region runs from base 1 to 2079 and encodes 692 amino acids. Lineage: Eukaryota; Fungi; Ascomycota; Eurotiomycetes; Eurotiales; Aspergillaceae. The transcript has a single exon.
AUGUCAGAUCCGAAAAUAUACACCAUCGGCUGGAUUUGUGCGAUCACCUCUGAAUAUGUUGCCGCUCAAACCUUCCUCGAUGAAGUGCACGAGGGCCCAAAAUACUUGCCAGCUCAUAACAAAAACGACUAUACGCUGGGCAAAGUUGGAAGACACAAUGUUGUUAUUUCUGUUCUACCUUUAGGUUCAUACGGCACCACUUCAGCAGCACGAGUCGCCGAGGAUAUAUUGUACGGCUUUCCAAAUGUUCGACUUGGUCUGAUGGUUGGUAUCGGUGGCGGAGCACCAACCCCAAAUCACGAUAUACGUCUUGGUGAUGUUGUGGUCAGUAUUCCUUCUAAUGGCCAAGGUGGAGCGAUCCAGUACGACUUCGGUAAAACAAUACAAGAUCAAAGCUUCCAGUUGACGGGCUUCCUCGAUCAGCCGCCUAUUAUUCUCCUCGCAGCAGUCAACGGACUUCGAGCACAAUAUGAGAGUGAGGGUAACAGACUUGAGGAGACAGUCAACAAGGCUCUUGAGAAAAAGCCGAGGCUACAAAAAAAAUAUCAGCGGCCAGAGCAAGAAAGUGACCGGCUCUAUCAAAGUCAUAUCGUUCAUCCAGCCGAAACAUCAACUUGCGCAAUAGAUUGUGGUAAUGAUUUGACAAGCCUCAUCUCCCGAAAUCCACGAACGAAGGAUGAAGACAAUCCAGCAAUACACUACGGAUUGAUUGCUUCAAGUAACCAGCUAAUGAAGGAUGCUUCGAUCCGCGACAGACUUGCUGCGGAAAAGGGUGUUUUAUGCUUUGAGAUGGAAGCGGCCGGGCUGAUGAACCAUUUCCCAUGCCUUGUGAUUCGUGGAAUCUGUGACUACUCCGACUCACACAAAAGUAAAGAAUGGCAAGGGUUUGCGGCAAUGGUCGCGGCGGCUUAUGCGAGGGAUCUACUUCGUCGAAUUGUCCCUCAAAGGGUGGAAAGACAAGAAAGUCUUUCAAACAUCUCGAGGCCGCAAAAUGACUCCGUGGUCGAGGCCACAGGCCGCGCUACAUCUGGGUUACUGAAAACCGAUGCGAAUUGCGCGAAGUUGCAGACCCUUCAAGGCCAUUCUCGUUUGAUAACUUCGGUAGUUUUCUCUCCCAACGGCCAACUAGUAGGCUCAAGAUCAGAGGAUCAAACUGUACGACUCUGGGAUACUGCCACAGGAACUAUACAAAACACCCUCGAGGGGCAUUCCAAAGGAGUUUUAUCGGUAGCCUUCUCUCCGAACGGCCGAUUAGUAGCCUCGGGCUCUAGGGAUCGGACUGUACGGCUCUGGGAUACCGCCACAGGUGCUCUAUAUCACACACUUGAAGGCCAUUCCUUUUUCAUUGACUCGGUGGCAUUUUCUCCUAGUGGCCGACAAGUAGCUUCAGGGGCUCCUGCUAGUUCUGUCCGGCUCUGGGAUACCGCUACUGGGGCUUUACUCCAGACCCUUAAACUCCAUUCUAGCCCGGUAGCCUUCUCUCCUGAUGGUCUACUAGUGGUGUCUGGCUAUAUUGAUUACUCCGUUACCCCUACAACUCAGCAUUUCAGGAUCAGGCAUAGGCUCUCAGAGUAUCGAUAUACCAGUGGCCAUAUUGGUGGGGUUUUAUCAGUGGGAUUCUCUCCCAACAGCCGACUAGUAGCUUCCGGCUGUGCUGAUCACACGGUAUUGCUAUGUGAUAAUACUCCCACGGCUGAUUGGUCAACCAUCAACAAACGGACCCUCACAGGUCAUUCAGAUUUGGUUCUGUCAGUAGCCUUCUCUCCCGACAGUAGACUAUUAGCAUCGGGCUCCAGAGAUCAUACAGUCCGGCUUUGGGACACCUCCACGGGCGCUCUUCAUCACAUUCUCGAAGGUCAUUCCAAUAUGGUCGUGUCGGUGGCCUUCUCUCCUGACGGCCGACUGGUAGCCUCGGGGUCCUAUGGGUCUGUCCGGCUUUGGUAUACUGCCACAGGCGCUCUAAACCAGACCCUCAAAGGCCUUCUUGGUCCGGUGGCUUUCUCUCCUGAAGGCCGACUAUUAACAUUGAGCUCCUUUGAUUAUAACGUCCAUAUCUGGACGCCACCGCGGCCAAUUUAG